AGGUUUUGAGCACUCAAUGAAACUCCAGCUUCUUCUUCUCAGCGCGCUCCUGAUAUCUGUCGAGGGAUUCUCUGGAUUGAACCCUCUACCUUUGACAGCUCUGAGAGCACGAGCAUGCACAGCACGCCCCCAUGCUUGGAGGAUGCAGGCGACUUCAGGGCCUGACCCUGACAAGCCAGACGAGAGCGGAGCAUCAGCUAAUUUCGACAUGUCUGCCCUUAAUGCCCGUAUCAGCAAGCUGAAGGAGCGAGAAGCCAACCCUGUCCUCAACCUUCAAGACAAAGUUUCAGAUGCGCUUGAACCGAUGUCAAUGGAGGCCAUGAAGCUCAAACAGAAGAUCCCCGACCCACGAGGAGCGAUCCCUGUCACCGGACUGCCAAAGUGGGUCCUUCCUCUUAGCCUCAUCGUCGGCCUCUCGGUCUUCUCUGCCAUCGUCCAGUCCACCUCCGGCGGCUCUUCUGACGUCUCCGGGUUGGCGUCUGGUAGCUUCUAGGUGUUCUGUGACGCUGUUUGACAAUAUAGUGAUUUUCAACUUUCUC
Messenger RNA from Guillardia theta CCMP2712, 539 nucleotides. RefSeq lists its product as hypothetical. The transcript is spliced from 7 exons. The coding region runs from base 17 to 493 and encodes 158 amino acids. The record is from RefSeq and is a predicted model, not a curated record. Lineage: Eukaryota; Cryptophyceae; Pyrenomonadales; Geminigeraceae.